This is a messenger RNA of Bombus terrestris (buff-tailed bumblebee), 7536 nucleotides long. RefSeq lists its product as uncharacterized. NCBI's taxonomy places the organism in Eukaryota, Metazoa, Arthropoda, Insecta, Hymenoptera, Apidae. Gene Ontology annotation, molecular function: protein binding; calcium channel activity. Gene Ontology annotation, biological process: calcium ion import across plasma membrane. The record is from RefSeq and is a predicted model, not a curated record. The transcript has 13 exons. Gene Ontology annotation, cellular component: membrane. The coding region runs from base 1717 to 5031 and encodes 1104 amino acids.
AAAAAAAAAAAAAAAAGUACAUGUUAACGUGUGAUUCAUUCUUCACGUUCACGAUAUAACCUGAACACGUCAAUUCGUUACGUAUUCCUACAGACGAAACAUUAUUUUCUUCGAAAAAAAGAUAAGCGAAACAAAAGUUGUUAAACUACGCUAAAUGUACAUUUUUCUUUCAUUGAUCUUUUUUUACGAUUUGCACGUGAUCUGCUCUUAUUCUUCUCGUAGAUAUCCAUUCAGAAAAGCGUUUCCGUGGUUCCAUUCAUUCAAUCGACGACAAUAUGUCGCGACACAAUCACGCAAUCAUAGCACACUGUCGAAUAACAUUGUUCGUUUCUUUCCGUAAAAGAUUCAUCGUAGACUGCUAUCGCGGUUAAAAGUUCUAUCGAAGUUGAAAGUCUUCACAGAGGGAAACAUAAUAUUUCUAUUACUCUCACUAUGUUCUUGGAAUUUUUAGAUUCCAAUCUUGCUUUCGUGAUAAUAAACAGAAAGACUUUCAAUGUUGUAAAGAGAAAAUGUAACUGACAUAGGAGCGAGAAGACAUGCAUACUAACAACGGAUCCUUUAUAUUUUGUUAAAAAAUAAAUUUAUGUACUUUGAUACAUAUUCUUUCAUUAUGAACAGUUAUUGAAAAAAAAACUGAUCAAAAAUUGAUAUAAAAGCUGAAAUUAUAAAAAAAGAAAUAAGAAGAAAAUUGAUAUUAUAUGUAUGGAUAUCUAUAAAUAUAUAUAAAUACAUAUUGACAAUGAUUUUGAAAAAUUGAAUUUUUAUUAUGAAAAAUUGUUUUCGGACAGUAACAAUUCCUUGUAUUCGAUAAAAAGAAAAAUCUCACGGCUUUCUCUGAUCUCACAUAAUGAAAUGAAUCUGGAAUCACAAAAAGCGAAUAUUUCUGUCAAUUUCGUGCAGCUUUGCUUUCAUAUUUUGCAAGUCACGUCCACUGUCUUCCAUGCUUUGCGCACUCUCUUAAUCGGUUUCUAAAAUUAUCUGCGGGAACAUAAUAUUCAGACGUCACAAUCUGUGUUAAGGUCGAGCGAAGGAAAAGUGGAGCGAAUAUUCGCUCGUCACUCUCGAACUGCAUUUCACGCGAAAACUUUAUCGACAAGCCGAUGUUCCAAGGAAAAAGGAAUGAAAAAGCGAAAAAGCAUAAACUUACGAUAGCCUUUUGAAAAAAUAGAUUAAACAAUAAAAGUAGAACAACAAUAUCUUAGGGAAAUAUUAUUCAAGGCUGUAUUGACGAGAAAAAUAGGCUUUGACACAGAACCGAAAGUUUAGACAUUACCCAGUGACUCUCCCGUGUCAAGCGGAGCCAGGCACUGUUUAUAGAUUACCACCGGGCGUACACUGUUGGUUGCUAUAGCUUGAAAACGGUUUUCCACCUGUGUGCCACCUUUCGUCGGCACGAAGGAAUCUCUCAAGGGUUGUAUCCAGCGUGGGGGAGUCGAUCACGGUUAGCCACACAGCGAAGUAACCCCGUCCAUCAGGAUAGAACUGUUGAAAAAUGGAAGAACCCUUAUCUUGGAGGAUACCUGAAAACACUCGACGAGAAUCCCAUUCGGCUGGCAGUUGAUAAACCGAAGGAAAGCAUCGUGGAAAGAUCGUAGGCCUAUCGAGAGUGGCAGGUAAGAAGUAAAAAGGAAGGAAGAAAAAGCGUGAUCUAGAGUGGACAAACGUCAAGAAAAAGACGUUUGGAGGACGUGAAAGAGCGUAAAGAGGGAUGUCUGAAUGGGUGGUGUCUGCUCGUGUCGAGGUCGCGGUAGCCAGGUGAAUGCUGGCUCGAUCCUUGAUCGAGUGAUCAGUCAUGCAAGCGACGAGGAUCAAUGUCUAUUGUAUCGUCUGGCCAAUUACAAGAAGGGUGGCGAGCUGAUCGAGUCGUACAAUCAAGGUGGCCAAGCGGAAGUGGAAAAAUUGAUCAGGGAACAGUUCGGUGUACUGAUGUACGCAGAUGGGAAGGGUCAGGCGAUCAAUCGGGCGGAAUAUCUACGUUGGAAAUUCCGUGACCUCGAGCAGGUUGUGCUGCCAAUAGAGGCUUCUUUGUCACAGUUCGAUCCUCUAGCUCAAUGGAACGAUCAUGAAGCAUGUUGGCAGAUGCAAUAUAGAGGAUCACUCGGAGAGACUCUCCUGCAUGUCCUGAUUAUAUGCGAUACCAGGAUACACACACGACUAGCGCGUAUUCUGCUUAAGUGCUUUCCACGAUUGGCUAUUGACGUAGUCGAGGGCGAGGAGUACCUCGGCGCUAGCGCUCUGCAUCUCGCUAUCGCGUACAACAAUAAUGAACUGGUUCAAGAUCUCGUGGAGGCGGGCGCGAUUAUUUCUCAGAGGGCGAUAGGCAGCUUUUUCCUGCCUAGGGACCAACAACGAACGAAUCCAGCUAAGAAUACGGAUUACGAGGGAUUAGCAUACCUGGGAGAGUAUCCCCUCGCCUGGGCUGCUUGCUGUGCAAACGAGAGUGUUUACAACUUAUUACUCGACUCUGGCGCUGAUCCCGACGAGCAGGACUCUUUUGGGAACAUGAUACUACAUAUGGUAGUCGUUUGUGAUAAAUUGGACAUGUUCGGGUAUGCCCUCCGUCAUCCGAAGCUUCCUGCUCGCAAUGGGAUCGUGAAUGCCGCCGGACUGACCCCAUUGACGCUCGCCUGCCAGCUGGGUCGCGCAGAGGUCUUUCGGGAGAUGUUGGAACUGUCUGCACGAGAAUUCUGGCGUUACAGUAAUAUCACCUGCUCGGCAUAUCCGCUGAAUGCACUCGACACGCUGUUACCUGACGGCAGAACAAACUGGAACUCCGCGCUAUUUAUCAUUCUGAACGGUACGAAGGAGGAGCACUUGGACAUGCUGGACGGUGGUAUUAUUCAGCGAUUACUCGAGGAAAAAUGGAAGACCUUUGCGCGGUUGCAGUUCUUGAAACGGUUGAUCAUCCUGGUGUUCCAUCUGACAUCACUCUCGCUAGCCGUGUAUAUGAGACCGUCGAACAUCGAUGCCACUCUCCUGGAAUGGCCAGAAGAAAUCACGGAGGUUGGACGCAUGAUUGCGGAGUGCACCACGGUGAUAGGUGUGCUGAGCUACAUUUUGGUGCAACUAGGCGGCGAGGUCGUCAACAUUGGUCUUCUAUCGUUCAUGAAACAAUUGAGUCACGAGCCUGCCAAGCUCAUAUUCUUGAUCAGCAAUCUGCUCAUACUCGCGUGCAUACCAUGUCGUCUUGCUGGUAAUAGGCAUGCUGAAGACGCGAUACUCGUGGUUGCUGUUCCCGGCUCUUGGUUCCUCCUCAUGUUCUUUGCUGGCGCUAUCCGGUUGACCGGUCCAUUCGUUACCAUGGUCUACAGUAUGAUAACCGGUGACAUGUUGACCUUUGGGAUAAUCUACAUGGUGGUGCUGUUCGGAUUUUGCCAGUCGUUCUACUUUUUGUACAAAGGCUUCCCGGGAGUGAAAUCAUCCCUCUACAGUUCCUAUCAUUCGACCUGGAUGGCACUGUUUCAGAUAACCCUCGGCGAUUAUAACUAUACGGACCUUGGUUACACGACCUACCCUAAUUUAUCGAAGAUGGUGUUCGCCAUAUUUAUGGUCCUGGUGCCCAUACUGCUUUUGAAUAUGCUGAUUGCGAUGAUGGGCAACACUUACGCGCAUGUGAUCGAGCAGAGCGAGAAGGAAUGGGUGAAGCAAUGGGCGAAAAUCGUGGUUUCUCUGGAGCGUGCAGUCGCGCAAAAAGAUGCGCAGAAUUAUUUGCAAGAAUACAGUAUUAAACUGGGGCCUGGAGAUGACCCGAACAACCCCGCCUCGGAACAGCGCGGAGUCCUGGUUAUUAAAAGUAAAUCGAAAACCAAGGCGAAGCAACGCAAAGGCGCGGUGGCUAAUUGGAAGCGCGUAGGCAAAGUGACGAUAAACGAAUUGAAGAAACGUGGCAUAACAGGAGAGGCGUUGCGACGAGUCAUGUGGGGUCGAGCAUCUUUCUCCACUCCUGUCAGAACAAGUCCAAACACUGCCGAGCCUCAAGUUUCAGCGGUUACGGCCGGUUUUGGAGACGCAUUGACCGCAGCGCUGGAUGUGGUGGCGUUCGCCCACGAUCUCGACUUGUCUACUGCUACGGAAGGAAUUCCGACCAACAACGACGCGAAGCAAUCGAAAUCGAAGACCGCCUGCAAGGAUCAAGUAAAAUCGGCGACGAAUAAUAAGGAGAAAGUGUCGACGAACGUUCAGCAACAACGGAAACUAACCACUGAAAAUUUGGAUAAUCUGGCGAGCAGUCGUAAUGAUAUUGACAAAAUAUCCAGCGAAUUUGUGGCCGUUCGCGAGAUGAAUUCGAAGAACGCGAGUCAUUCGAGCAUGGCCGAGGAUUUUCAGGAUCCGCUUUUGGAGCUUGUGAUUGCUUCCGAAAAUACGGACGAUCCUGAAACGCUGUUGAAAAUAGCGGAGCGGGCCGCGGCGAAUUUCGAAGUGGAGAGCAGUUCGAAAAUAAAUCUGCAAAUUUUGGAGCAAUUCACGAUGACUAAGCUACCUAUGGAGGAGAAAGUUGCCGCUACAAAGAAGCAGUACUUUGUUGAAUCGAGUGACAACGAUUUUGGUGGCGACAACCUACUCGGAACCGAGGCCCGUCUACGUAGAAUAAGAUCAGCGAACAACAGAUUUAUCACGACACGGAGACGGUCGCGGCACACCGACGACGACCUGUCAUCCACGUCGUCCACAUCCGCCGAUAGAAAUCCUCAAUAUCAGCCAUUGCUCAACGGCCCUGAGAACUUGGUGAGCCGUCAAAUCGAAAGUCGGGAGAGCUCUAUCGAAGCAAUUAAGCCGCAAGUAAAGCAGAACGGAUCAUGCGAUUCAGUGAAGAUCAAGGUUCAGAAGCGUCGACCGAAAACGGCGAAAAAUAGGGUAUCACCGAAGGAAAUAGAGGAGGCUGGUCCGAGGAGAAGAGAAUCGAUCGAGCGGAAUAAGGCGGUUUCACCGGCGACGUCGCCUACUGAUCCGCUCGAACCAUGGAGCACACGCGGCAUUAAGGACAUGAACACGAUAUUGGCUUGGGAGGAGAAUACGCCGGACAGUCCUUAACGAAACUUUACUAUAUUAUGCGCCGUGUACCUCCGGCUGACCGUUCGAUCGACAAAAUGGCAUCAAUAGUUUUUAACCUGGUAGCAAGCUGCGACGCGUCAAGUACUUGGAAGCUCGAGGUCGCUCGAAAGCCAAAUCGAGAUUCAACCGAUAUAGAGAAUUCUUGAAGGAUUCGAUGGUAACGUUGAGGAAAUAUCGAGAGAAAAAGGGAAAACACAGUCGCUACAAACGGUAUUUGUAUGUACAUCAAACAAACUCUUAUCGCAAAAUAUAGUUUCUAUUUUUUAAAUAGCUUAUCACAUUUCACUUUCACAGUAUCAAUGUUAUUUGCAGUAUUGUGUUGUUUGUAGUUGCCGACUAUAGGUAUUGGAAUACGUAUUGAUAUUUGGUGUAGAAUGCUAUUUACUGCUUUUAUCUUUUAGCCAUUUUAUUGCUAAGCAGUCAUUUCGUCCGCAACGUAUAUGCUGUAUUUUUUGUAAUGUAAAAUAUUAAGUAGGAAAUGAAAUUUGUUAGAUUUUUUGAAUAAAUGUAACCAGUAGGUGUCCCAAUAUUUAUGGCUGGUUAUAUGAAAGUAUUACCAAAUCAGAUGAAAUUUGAAACACUUAGACCUAAUUAAUAGGCAUGUAAAUGUCCAAAUAAAUACAACGAUGUACAAAUGCUUUUUUGUAGCCACUGUAUAUUGCCAGUUCGAAGUAUAUAUACAUAUAAUGUAUAUAAAUAUGUAUAAGUUUCUCCCUUAAACUGUCUGGAUACAACGCGAAGUGAUGCUAGUUCGUAUUAUGUCUGUCGUUAUUAGGCAUUUUACAUCUUGUUUCAGCGAAACGCAAUUUGUCUUACAUCGUGUAUUGUGUGUAACAUAUUUUCUUUGAAAAGGACAAAGUGAAAGUUGGCAAGAAUCUUUUUAAUUUCAAUUGUUCGUAAUGAAUUUUAUAGAACUUUUGAAAGUUGUUUUAACUUCAUAUCGCAAAAGUAAAUUGUGAUUGAGUUUCGUUAGAGAUGUUAGAGAGAUUCAGAAACAAAAUUGCAGUAAUUAACGAAUCCGAAGAAACUGCAAGUUUUUAUUCUGUUUUGAUUCCAAUAUUGUCUGAAGUAAACUCUAAGAACUUUUGAAAGUUUCUUUUACUUCAUCUCGUACAAAAAAAUUGUGACUGAGUUUAGUACGAAAUUUUAGAGUGAUACUGGAAUAAAAUUGUGGCAAUUAAUGGGGAUGAAAAAAUAUAGUUUUUUAUUCGAACAAAUUAAUUCAAACGUUAAAAUUGUAACGUUAUCAGAUCUAGUUCAUUUAUGUAUUUAAGGAACAAUAGGAUUAAAAAUUUAAUAAGAUUGUCGUCCUUGUACGUGGAUGAUACAAAGAGCGUUUUUGCUAUCCAUUUAGUUCGUUAGUUAAAUCUCUAUAAAUGAAUAACAAACGUAUCAAAUGUUCAUCCAAGAACACUUUAAUCCGAUUACAAGGAGUACGAAAAUACGAAGAUGCUAGACGAAAAGCGUUUAUUCCUUUUUAGCCUACCAACAUUGACUAAUAUCAUAAAGGACAAUGACGUAAUGAUAAAAUCAACAAAUAGCAAUUUCUUUCUGCAAAAGGAUUAAUUCUUCGCAUUUAUGAUCACAGAAAAAAAUCAAAGAAAUCAAAGUCUUGCUGACGAACGCCACUCGUUUGAUCAGAUGUUGCUCAUUAAACUGUUCUUUGAUAUGAAAGCAUAUACAUCUCGAUAAAGAAACAACAGCAACGAAAAAUAAAACUCUAGAUAUUUUGAAACAAAGUUUUGAAAGUUACUUAAUUAAAAGCUUUUACAGAAAUAUUGAAUAAUAAAAUAUAUAUAGUAAUUUGAAGCAUAGUUUGGGUAUCUAUGAAUAAACGUUGAGUUUUUGAUAGAUCAGCUUUAAGGCUUAAAGAUAUUGCUCUAGUAUAUCGAUUAUUGAAGUUUAAGAAACAAAUGUAUCAUGAUAUUAAGUAAUUUGGUAUUUAAGUAAUAUCUAAGUAAUUUUUAAAUUAUAAAAAAUAUGAAGGAAUUUAACAAAAAAUAUUACACGUGCCAAAAAAGAAAAAGAAAUAUAAAUCUUAUAAUAGUACGCCCUAUUUUAAAAAAUGACUAAAAUACUUACACGGGGCUAUACAGUUGUAAAUAUUUUAGGACAUUUUGUAGAAUAAGAUUCAAAUAGCAUUAUGUAUAAACGAUUUUUGCAUUAGAUGAAUUUUACAGUAGAUCAAUUUUAAAUAAAAACUCAUUCUAAGAUUAUUCGUAUGGUCAUUUCCUAGCUUGGGAAUUAGGAAGAGAAGAUUAAGGUUUAUACAUACGAAAAGUAAUGUGAAUUUUGAUCCAUUAAGAAAUUUCUUUUGUGUUUACUCUCAAGUCAGAAUUCGAUAGAAAUUCUAAUUUCACGUUCAAAAAUUCUAUUUUAAUUUAUAAUUUCCUAUUGUUACUGAUAUGGAUCUAGAUUAUUAAUUUUGCUCCCAUUUUUCUCACGUUCGAUUUUGAAAGUUUAUCAUGCACAUAACGCUGCACU